Messenger RNA from Lytechinus pictus (painted urchin), 7612 nucleotides. Its product is annotated as cryptochrome-1-like. Gene Ontology annotation, biological process: entrainment of circadian clock by photoperiod; circadian regulation of gene expression; negative regulation of DNA-templated transcription. The coding region runs from base 1142 to 3286 and encodes 714 amino acids. NCBI's taxonomy places the organism in Eukaryota, Metazoa, Echinodermata, Echinoidea, Temnopleuroida, Toxopneustidae. The record is from RefSeq and is a predicted model, not a curated record. Gene Ontology annotation, cellular component: nucleus; cytoplasm. The transcript is spliced from 12 exons. Gene Ontology annotation, molecular function: FAD binding; DNA binding.
AGACUAUACGAAGCCUUCAAAACAUGUUUGUUACACAACAUCGGAAACUGUGGCGUACGAUCGAGACGCCAUUGUUGUUGAUAGAAUUCUUGAAAAGGAAACGGCCCUCGUUGGUGUACAUGCUUUUCUUACAGUGAACUGUCAUUGUAAUUAGGUUAUGCCUGUAUGCAGUUCGAUAUAAUGUGCAGUUUUUGGAGCCAAGUGGAUUGUGAAGCUGCGAAUUGAAGCGAAGUCGUCAAGCGCAAGUAUCGCUGAGUCUUCUUGAUGAGAUUUCUCUGUCCGAUAAUCACCGAAUCACAUCAACAAUUUGUCGAAAUAUUCAAGCAGAAUUUUGCUGAUUUUAUUAACUGAUGAUAUCUGAUUGCACCGCCUACUUUGUCUUCAGUAUUUUGGCCUGUCGUUUUCACAGACUCCAAACUGCUUUAAUAUAGAACAGACCUUACUUUUUAGGGCCUAAAUAAGUUAGGCUCCGACCGCAUAUUCUUAUCCUCCUAACAAAAAUUAGAAAUUUGGAUCGCAUCUCGUUUUCAUCUGACAAACACUGUCAUUGUCUUUGUGAUUCCUUGGCUUAAUUCGACACUCACACUCAAGUGUCUGUCACCAGUCUUUCGAGAUCGAGAGAGAGCAGAUUAACGUUCCCAGUCCUGGAAUUGAGAUAUAAGUUAUCUCUUCUGGACAUUGACAAGGCAGAAUAUGGUUCACAUUGAUGCCGAUAUACCUCAUCUCGAUUAACUAAAAACACCAGCUUUUCAGAACUUCAAAGUCGUUUUCUUUUCGCAAUCUAACUUACAUUGUCAUUAUGACAGCAAGUGUGGUAUUGUUUGAUCAUUUUGACAAGAUUCGAGCCGGCUGAGCUUCCAUGUUACGCAGUCUUCCAAAACAAAGCAUCUUUUGGGGAUAGGAUCCCACUUAAAACUCUUUAGACCUCAAAAGGUCUGGACAACUAUAAAUUUUAAUUCGGGAACACCCAGGAUUUCGGAAGGAGAAGCUGACACCACGGAAGGUAGACUAGAGAAGUUUAACAUUUUGAAAUUAGAUUAAGACGACUUGUAUCCAUCUCCCGAAACUUAAGGCAAUCUGUCUGUUCAGAAUUGGACUGACGCAUUUUGUGAAAGAGAAAUUUUGUUUGCUACCUGAAAACAUGCCAAAGAGGAAGCAUCGAUCCAGUCGCCAUUCAGAGAAGCCGGGAUGUCUUGUUCACUGGUUUCGCAAAGGACUCCGUCUUCAUGAUAACCCGUCCCUGAAAGAGGGGCUAAAAGCAGCGAGUGGAUUCAGAUGUAUUUAUAUUCUUGAUCCUUGGUUUGCUGGGUCCUGUAGCAAAGGGGUCAACAGAUGGAGGUUUCUGUUGGAAUGUUUAGAGGAUCUUGACUCCAGUCUGAGGAGGCUCAACUCCAGACUAUUCCUCAUCCGAGGUCAACCAGCAGAUGUCCUCCCAAGACUUUUCAAGGAAUGGAAGGUGACGCAGCUGUCGUUCGAGGAGGACAGCGAGCCGUUUGGAAGAACUCGAGACAAGGCAAUCAGCACCCUCGCCCAAGAAGCUGGAGUCAAAGUUAUCUCCCAGGUAUCGCAUACUCUCUACGACCCCAAAGAAAUCCUUGCACUGAACGAUAAUGAGCCUCCGCUAACGUACAAACGUUUCCAAGACAUCAUCUCAAUGAUGGGUAUACCCGUUUACCCGGUCGAUGCGCUCGAGGCCGAAGAUGUCGAGGGACUCGAAACUUUUAUCGACCCCAACCACGAAGAUAAAUACGGCAUUCCUACCCUAGAAGAAUUGGGGUUUGAUCAGGAAGAUGUGCCUCCUCCUAUGUGGAUAGGUGGUGAGACUGAAGCCAAACAGAGACUUGAUCGUCAUCUUGAAAGAAAGGCAUGGGUCGCCAAUUUUGAAAGGCCCCGGAUGUCCCCCGCCUCUCUGAUGGCGAGCCCCGCCGGCCUGAGCCCCUACCUCCGUUUCGGUUGUCUCUCUCCGAGAACUUUCUACUGGAAAUUAACCGAGCUCUACCAAAAGGUUCGCAAGACGACACACACUCCGCUAUCCCUCCACGGUCAACUCCUGUGGCGUGAGUUUUUCUUCACAGUGGCCUGUAAUAACAACAUGUUUGACCGCAUGGUGGACAACCCCAUCUGCAUACAGAUUCCGUGGGAUAAGAACACGGCUAUGCUCAACAAAUGGGCAAACGGUGAGACCGGCUAUCCCUGGAUUGAUGCAAUCAUGACCCAGUUGCGUCUUGAAGGUUGGAUUCAUCCGCUGGCCCGACACGCUGUGGCCUGCUUCUUGACCAGAGGUGACCUCUGGAUCAGCUGGGAAGAGGGUAUGAAGGUCUUUGAUGAGUUUCUAUUGGAUGCUGAUUGGAGCGUCAACGCUGGGAACUGGAUCUGGUUAUCCUGCAGCUCAUUUUAUCAACAGUUCUUCCAUUGCUACUGCCCUGUCAAGUUUGGUAGGCGGACAGACCCAAACGGUGACUAUGUCAGGAAAUAUCUCCCUUUUCUCAAGAACUUCCCAUCAAAGUACAUCUUCGAGCCCUGGACAGCGCCCCUGGAGGUCCAAGAAAAAGCAAAGUGUAUUAUUGGCAAGGACUAUCCGCUUCCAAUUGUCGACCACGCGGAGGCGUCUCAUCGGAACAUCGAGAGGAUGAGGAAGGUCUAUAAUAAUUUGUCGCGGCAUGGCGGACCAGGAAUAUUGGGAUCAGUGCCAAGCUCCAAAGCAGCAUCUGCUCCUCCUAAAGUGGGUAAACCCAGUGUGUCUUCUAAGCUCAUGCCAGAGCAACAGCAGCAUCAGCAACAGAUCCAGGAAGCUCCGGUGGCACAAUCUCCAAACAACAGCAUCCUCAUGCCAAGACCCAGAAAGAUGCGCUUCAUGGGUAUGGGAAUGGGCCACAUGCAGAUGCCUUUCAGCAGAGACACCGGAAGCAACAUGGGCGAAGGCAGCGGCAUCGGGGGUGGUGGCGUCGGAGCGGGUGUCAGCGAAGUGUCGGUUGUUCCAGACGUCAGGGGCAUGGAGGUCAGUAGGUUGAGCGUGACCGACGUUACGAGUCAUCUUCCGGGAAGCAGUACUAGUACCUUGAGCUAUCAACCAUCUCUGGUGAUACAGCAGCAUCAUCAGCAUCCGCAGCAACAUCCGCAGCAACAUCAGCAACAACAUCAGCAACAACAACAGAUGAGUCAACAACACAUGCCAGUCACGAUCACUGGCUUGAGUUCGAUAGAUGUCCCUGGCACCUCAGGAAGCUUGCUCAAAGAACUCGAAGGGGCUGAUUGGCAGUCCCACUGGCAGUUCACGAAUCAAUGACAUUCAUCUCCUUGAGAAUUGAGGACAAGCAGCUAUUCAGUUCCUUCAGCUACCUAUCGUUCUUUGAUUAUCAUAGUUUCUAUAAAUAUGUACAUCUGUUGUUCAUCAGGAAUUAAAUCAUGUGCUGUUUUUCUGAUAUGGGUGUGAUGACUACACUGAAUAUCAGAGUUGAAAAUGUAUGUACAGUUUUCUUGUUUCUAAUGGAAUUAAAUGAUAUGCUCACUUGAACAUGUAUACCAAUGCACUUCUGAAGAAUUUCUGCAGUUGAUAUUGUGCAAACCAUAGAGUUAUAUGAUCAUGUCAAAGUCUUAUUGUGAUUAUUGUUUAUAGAAUUUCCAUGUGAAGUGUUCAUUGUCUCACACAAUGGGAUGUAUGUUGACAUCACAGACUGUCUGUAGUGUGGCUCUAAACAGACUAACAGAUUAUUUUUAGCCCUUGAGCACAUUGCUUGAAAGUUUUUUUUCUCUCUCAGGCAGCAUGCUCACUUGUUUGAACAUGAAAAAUACCCAAUAUUUUCUGAUAAGAUCUGAUAUAAAGAUAAGAACACAACCAUCAGAUUAUACUAGGCACAGAGACACCAGUCCUUUGCCAGCUUUCUAGCCUCCAAAACUUCCCUUUCAGGCCUUUACAUGUUUUACAUUGUAGGGGAUAUGUGUAGGUUACUAGGUAUUAAAGGCCAGGAAAGGUUCUGGUUAUAUUUUUUCUGUUCAGGCAAAUGUUGUAAGUAGUAACUAGUGAUAUAAUUGUAAGACAUUCCGGGUAUUCAAUUUCCGAUCUUGCUUUUAUAUCCAGCCACAUUCAUACUUGUACCUUUAAUAAACUGGUGGUAUCUCACAGCUAUAUUCUAUCUUCAGUUAAUAAAAAUGAUAAUAAUAUGCAAAAUUUAAUAGUGCUUGAUACAAUUUUUCUAAGCACCGCAUACUGUUAACCCGGCUCUAGCAAUGCUACCCUGAUUGAAUGCUCGAGCAUUCAAGGAAUUCCUUCCUACCGGGUACCUACAUGUAUUUACUACACCUUGGUGGAGAGUGGCAAAUGUAGAUAAAUGCCUUGCAAUAAUAUGCAAGUGCUGCAGUGAGAUUUGAACCCGGACCUUGCGGGUCAUGAAGUUAUUCAGGGAGCCACAACACCACCACUUUCUUCAUCCAAGUCGUGUAAAAACCUCAAUUUCCCAUCUCAUUUCAUUUUAAUUUUUAACUUGCACAAACAGAAACUCAUUCUUGAUAAUCAUCAAGAAUGCUAAGAAAAUAAAAAAAUGAAAAAUGAUGACACUUGGUUCUGUAGAAAUUUUUACAGAAACAGUGUUUGUCCCAUUACAUGAACAUUACUCUAUAAUCCUACCAGAUAGUUUAUGCUGCAUGGUACUGAGUGGCUGGCUAGAUAAGCAAGAUUGGACUAUAUUUCAUGCAUGAUUCAAGGAAGAUAUGAUCACACUAGAUUUUCUGGCUUAAGCCUAUCCAUGAUCUCGGUUAAAUGAUGAUAAAUUAAAGUGUCUGUGAAUAUGUAGACCUUGAUCAUACAGUGAAUAAAUUGCUUUUCAUUGCGCAUGUUGGUGAAUAUUGUAGAGCGUGUCUUGUAUAAUUAUAAAAGCCUUUGGAAGGUGUCGUGUAAUCACAAAUAGAAUUUGAAAAAAAAAUGUGUGCACCACUUUUAUGCUUCAGUUGUGUGUUGGGAAAUUGAUUGAAUUAAUUAUCUCCUCUCAUGUAUGUAAUUAAAUGUACAGCAUCACCAAAAAAAGAGAGAUUGAAAUGAUCACACUUUGUUCUAUUUUUAUACAUGUAUGUGUAUGGUGCUGGGUAGAGAAAGAGCGAAUUGAGAAUUUACACUACUGUGAUCUGGCCAUAAUUGGGUUUCUAAAAGGUUAGAUAAAUCUAGAAUUCUACUCCCAUUGCAUUAAUAUCAAUGAGGUGACAGUCUGCUGACUUUCACAAUUUUCUUUAACUACAUGAAUAGAAAUAGAUGAAUAUGAAUAAAAAUAUAAAUGAGUACAAAUGAAUAUAAAAUAUCUAUAAAUGUAUAUAAAUAAACAUAAUGUAGAUGAGGAAAUAUUUCCUAUUUCUGAAAAAAAUGGUUUCCAAUGUUAAACAUCAGCUUCGAUAUUAGGUGAUCUGUAUCAAGUUAAGGUUUUUUUAAAGGUCUGAAAUAACACCUUUGAUUCGUAAAAUUGGCAACAAUGUUUCCUUCUUUUUUUUCUUGUUCAAAUAAGGCAAGAAGAAAAUAGAUUAUAUUUCUCCACUGAGAUAUUAGGUUAAAUGUAUGGAAUUACAAUUUCAGCGAGGUCUGAUAUAAACACACUUUAAUUUCAUUUUUUAAAUUCUAUUUCGUUUUUAUUUUACGCACAAAGUAAGGGAAAAACAGAAGAAUGCAAGUCUCCCGACUUGUCAGAGAAAAUCUGCAAAAAAAUGUUGAACUAUCUCAAUGCAAAACUACCUCCUUUCCAACAGCUUUCAAAGUCAUUCAUUACACUAUGUCUAAUGAAUCGUUUUGGGUUGAGAAAGAUCUUUGAUAGCUUCAUGUAAGUGAGUUACAAAAGAAAUCAUUAGUGAUUAUGAUAUUGGUAUGAUAUUUCACUGUAGUUUUUUCUUCCUUUACAGAUAAAUGAAAGUUGUUGCAGUAAACACCGAUUUUAUGAGAAGUCUGUAAAACAAAGUUUGUUACCGUAUCAUCCUAGACCUAGAUCUUGUACAGUUACAUACUGAACUUUGUCAAAUCAUGAAAUCUAAGCUGGCUUGGAAAAAUACCUGACAUUUUGAUGAAAUAUGCUUAUCUUGCUUUUUUUCUCAGCAAUUUCACAAUUUUUUCCAAAAUCCUUUGGUAUAUUUCAUACUCGUACAAACAGACACUUGUGGUGUCAUUUGAUCGAAUUCUGUAAAAACUCAUUUUAAAAUCGUUACAACUGGCAUUUAUCUAUGUUUAGGUUGGGGGGGGGGGUAUGAUGAAAGUGAAAUACAUCCAUUCCAAACAUUAAUUCACCGUUUAUUAUCUAUCCAUAUUUCAUUCACUUCUGAUCGUUUUUAAAACCAUGUGAGUUGAGCGUCCAAUAAAAUGUAGGCAGAUACUGUGACGUCUGGAUGUGCUAAUAUUCACACAAAAUGAAUAAAGAAACAUAAAUCCCACAGUUUAAAUAAGUCAGGGAAACUGUUAUAAAUGGUUGGAAAAUGUAUUAUUGAACUUACAUUGUAUAAGCAAUUCUUGAAUUACAGAGGUGUACAGCAUUUCAACUCUCUCUCCCAGUAGAAAUUAUUUUAAUGCAACCAGUUUUGUGGCAAACUAUUCAAAAUUCCCUUAAAUUCUAUCAAAUUUUAUAUUGAAAGGUAUAUCUGUAGCACUGUCAAUAAAGAGAUAUUAUUAUGAAUUUGCCAAUAUUUGGUAGAUGCUCUGCUUUUUUUUAAAUAGAUAAAUAUAUCUUUUUUAAAGAAAAUCUUUCUGGUUAUUAGUUGAAUAUUUGUAAAUGCUAGAUCUUAUGACAGAAAUAUUCUGCCAUGUUAACAAUGUGAACUUUUUUUAUUUCAAAAGAAUUGAAAAUUGCAAGCUAGCAUUAUUACCAAAUAUGUACACGUAAGAGCAAAGGUAUUCGGUGCACAUUUAAAUGAAAUUUGUCACCUUAUAGUUGCUUUCUAAAUUUGCUACCAAGUCUACACACAAAUAAAAGGGUAGAUCUGUAUAUUGCUCAAUUUUUACUUGUAAGAUACAUGUAGGCAGGUCCUUGCAUUUCUUCUUCAAGCUGACCAAGAAUUUCCAAAGUUAAUGAUUUCCUCUUAGUUUAAUGCAUUAUGAAACAAUGUUUUGUAUUUUUUUUUGUUCAUCCAAAUUGAUCUCCUUCUGUGUUAAACAAUGUUAGCACUUAACAAACAAUAAGUUAUUGCUAAGAGAAGCCCUGUUACAACUGGAAACGUUACUUACAUUUUGGAUCAGUGUUUGACAUCGCAAUCCAAAAGAUGUGACCGGGCCUAUUGUUAGUGCCCUGUUAGCACUAACAUUUCUGUGCAGCUGGUACAGAACGUUGGGAUGACUUUUAAUACCAUACUUUAUGAACGACAACCAGUUAUUUUAAUUCACCAAAUUGAGCCACUGUUUAUGUGUAUAAAUGCCGAACCUGUGGACUCUGAAGUCCCAAGUGUUCUUAUCUGUGUGUGUGUUUUUAUAUCUUGUAUAAAAUGUAUACCAUAUUGAAUUUUUAGAUGUUUAUUUUGUUUUCUUGACCAUGUGGUUAAAAGCUACUUGCAGGAAUGCAGGAGGUAACAUAAUGAUGUAUGUGAUCACAGAAAGGUUGCAGAAUUUAGAUGUUAAUUUUUUGUGUCAAAUAAAUAUGCUUCACUCUGUAAAAUA